This is a messenger RNA of Xiphophorus hellerii (green swordtail), 12875 nucleotides long. RefSeq names its product SRC kinase signaling inhibitor 1b (gene srcin1b). The transcript has 19 exons. Lineage: Eukaryota; Metazoa; Chordata; Actinopteri; Cyprinodontiformes; Poeciliidae. Gene Ontology annotation, biological process: regulation of dendritic spine morphogenesis. Gene Ontology annotation, cellular component: postsynaptic density; actin cytoskeleton; cytoplasm. The record is from RefSeq and is a predicted model, not a curated record. Bases 84 to 3764 code for a protein of 1226 amino acids.
AUGGUUAAAAGCGCCUCUGCACUCCAGCGUGCUCUCAUCCCCAUCACAGACGGAGCAUCCCCGUCCUGCCGAGCGCUUCACACAUGCUGACAAAGCUGCGCCAGAAGCUGGGAUAUGGAUGCUCUCAGAGGAAAGGGAUAAGCCUGGACCAAGAGAAGAAACAGAGUCGAGAGAAGAGAAAGGAUUCCAUGAUCUCUGCAGGUGAUGCCGAGUUCCCACGAGAUUACCACACCCUGGCUGCCAGGGGCGGCCGUGGGGCACGGCGGUUCCAGGACAACAGCAAUGGCGGGUUCACGUCUUCCUCGCUGGACCGCCGCCACAACUCUGUGGCUGCAAAGAGCUUGGAGGCCCUGAACAGCAUGCACAAGGCGGACAUCGAACGGCAGCGAGAUGCCCUGAUGGACCUCCAGAAGAACAAGUACACAAACAGUCCUGGCAUCUUGUCACAAGGCUCCGCUGCUGCUGGCCGACAGCAACAACCAAACUACUGGAGCUUCAAGAGCCGUACGCCUCGAGUGACCCGACUCAGCCCAACUCAGCCAGCUCUUGCAGACCAGGCCAACAGGGUUUCUUUUGCCUCAGCUGAAAAUCUGGAGACCAUGUCUGAACCUGACAUCCCCAUCGGCUUUAACCGGAUGAACCGGCUUCGCCAGAGUCUUCCACUGGCCCGCUCGUCUAGUCAGGCCAAACUGCGGGCACCAGGAAUCCUCUUCCUCCAGCUCGGGGAGGAAAUUCGCAGGGUGCACCUGACCCAUGAGCUGACCAGCCUGGACACCCUGAGGGCCCUCAUUGUUCACAUGUUCCCCCAGAGGCUCACCAUGGCCAUGCUCAGGUCCCCCAGCACAGCUCUACUAAUCAAGGAUGAGACCCGUAACGUCUUUUAUGAGCUGGAGGACCCGCGGGAUGUUCAGGACCGCUGCGUAAUAAAAAUUUACUGCAAAGAGCCCAUCUACGGCACUUACCCCGGACACCACAACCCCCACAUCGCUAACGGAGACUUGAGAAGGGAGAUGGUGCAUGCGCCCCAGGACUCUCCAUCAAACCGUCGCCUCGGUAACCCCGCCAUGUCCUCCCAGCAUUCGUCAUCCUCUGCUUCACCUCCUCAAGGCUCACCGUCCCGUGCCCGCCUGCUCUACAGCUCCGGGAGGCCUUCGUCCUACGCGGGGCCGCCCCACCACACCCACUCUUUACCUCACCCACACUCCCAGUCCCAUCACUCCUCUCCCCUCCAGCAGCCCCAGCUCCACCAGCCCCACCACCCCCAGCCGGCCUUCUGUACCUCCUCCAGCGCCAUCCUGGAGCGCAGGGAUGUGAAGCCUGAUGAUGAGGUGGGCGGUUCCAGGAGCAUGGUGCUGCUGCGAGGAGAUGGAGGUGGGAUCUACGCAGACCCGUACGCUUUGGGCCCAGACACGAGUCGGCUGAGCUUUGCGGCAGGUCCUCACUCUCCUCUGCCUGCCCGAGCCGACCCCUACGCUUCCUUAUACCGCCGCGGGGGAGGACCAGGUCCAGGAUCAGUUCGGUCGCUAACCUCCUACUCUGCUGCGGCGUUACAGGGAGAGCUAAUGGAAAGCGGAGUUCUCUACAGGCCCGGGGGGCCACUGUACAACGACGCCUACACUGCUUCCAUGCUGGCAAUGGGUCUGAGGGUUCCACCACCCUCUUCUCCUCAGAAGAUACCUGAUAUGAGGGAUUCCUACGGGGGGACUAUGUCCACUCGCGGUUCUCCAGGGAGGCAGAGUUUAAGAAGGGACUCGGUUACCUCCUCUGUGUUUGGCGACAGCCCCAAAGUCCGGGGCCAGGGUCCAGGGUUGGGUCUGACAGCAGAGCAGCUCUGCCUUAUUGGUGGAGGUGAUGGAGGAGGCAGCACUGGAGGCUAUGGGUCACCGCUGAUGGGGAAUGAAACUGAGACCAGGGAGCGAAUGGAGGCAAUGGAGAAGCAGAUAGCAAGCCUGACGGGGCUGCUGCAGAGAGUACUGACCAGAGCGCCUGAAGCUGACAGUCCGGAGAAGCUCGAGACGGCUAGUGACUGUUCAGGAAAUGACCCUGGACAAACUAAAAAAAAGAAAGCUCUGACACCAUCUGCUCCCCUGGCUCUGAUGCCCCCUCCAUGUUUGGCGGCCAACCAGCCCGUAGCCGUGUCCCGUAUGCAGAUGCAGCUCCACCUCCAAGGCCUGCAGCAGAACACCAAUGCCCUGCGCAAGCAGCUGUCACAGCUGCGCAACAUGCAGCUGGAGAACCAGGACUCCGUUCUGUCUCUACUGCGUCAGACUGAGUCUGAGCUGAGCCUCAUGAUGCUGGACGCCAUGCGACCCCAAGAGGACCCGCUCCAAAGACAGCGGCUCUUAGUGGAAGAGGAGCGGCUGAAGUAUUUGAACCAGGAGGAGCUUCUCAUCCAGCAACUGCACGACCUGGAGAAAUCUGUUGAGGAGCUGCAGAGGAACUCGUCUGUCAACCACGGCCUGGUGACGGAGCAAGAGGUGGAGCAGAAGAGCAAAGAGCUGAGGAUGUUGGGAGAGACUCUCGCUGAACUCAAAAACCAGUUCCCCAGCCUGCAGAGUAAGAUGCGAGUGGUGCUGAGGGUGGAGGUGGAGGCUGUUAAGUUCCUAAAAGAGGAGCCUCAACGCCUGGAAGCUCUACUGAAACGCUGCAACACCAUGACUGAUGCUCUCUGCACACUUCGCAGACAAGUCUCAGAAGGUGUGUGGAAGACCCCUGAAGACCUUUCCAGUCAAUCCCAGAAAAGAUCAGACGACCUGAGUCGCAGCUCUGACCUGGACAUCCUGAACAGUCCUCCUCUCAGCCUCAGUGACCUGAGCACCAGUGCCGGUCUGGCCAACUGGAUGCCCCUGUCCUCCUCUGCCAAUGAAGCUGACACCUCCGGUCCUGAGCAGGACGUCCAGUCAUCCAUGACCUUCAGAAACCGAGUCCUGGAUGAGCUGCCCAGUCGGCGCCCUGCAGACAAAGCCGUGUCUGCUGAAGUCAGACUGGCGGCUGAGCGGGACUGGGAGGAGAAACGUGCCAGUUUGACCCAGUUCAGCGCCCAGGACAUCAAUCGCCUGCUGGAAGAAACCCAGGCUGAGCUGAUGAAGGCUAUUCCAGACUUGGACUUUGCUGCCAAGCACAUAAACAAACCGGCAGUGCCCCCCAAACCUCAGAUUACCCUCCCAAUAAGCUCCACCACAGCUACUUCUUCAGCUGCUGGGAGCACUGGGACCACAGCCACCACUAUGUCCAGUGGGGAGCAGCAGCCUGGCAAAGUGCAGCUCGCUGCUCAGAAGCUUAACAGCAUGGAGGGUGGCGGCUCACAUCGAGGGUCUGUGGACCUCAGUGUAGCCAGAUACAAAACAGAAAAACCGUCCAAGUCUCCUCCACCGCCUCCCCCUCGCCGAAGCUUCCCGUCGGCUCACGGCCUCACCACGAACCGCACCGGAGAGGUGAUCGUCACCAACAAGAACCAGAAGAUUGAAGAAGAUGGUGACAUGCCAAAAACUUUGGUAAAGCUAAGAAGGACCCCCUCAGACACACCCCGCCCAGCCUCCACUCCACCUGUGAUCGCCGCCUCAGCCAUUCAGGAUGAAGAUGACGAAGAGAAGAUUCUCGCUGAGCUAGAGAAUAGCAGUAACUCGCCAGGACCAACGAAAGGUCCCACCGUCGCAGCCCGACUCAAGCACCUUCAACAGGGCAGCCUGGAGAGACCAAAAACCCGCAAGCAGAAAGAGGAUUUCCCCAAACUCCAGGGCCAGCAGCAGGUAUUCCACUUCUAACCCCUCUGACGCUCCGCCUGCCUCUCCUCUCUGCUGUCACUUCAGAGGAAGCUCCGCCUCUUUGUCCCAGAAGACUCUAUGAGGGAGAACAAACUGAUUUUCACCUCCUCUUCUUGUGUGUUUUAAUGUUUGGGUGGCUGGAUUUGGACGAGCUUGUUGAAGCAUCAAGUUUUUGUCCAGUGUGUUAGAUUUUUUUCCACUAACCUAAAUUCAGUCAGAAGAAUUCUGAUCAUUCAUCAUGUUAAAACUGCUGCCUUUAAAUAGCCAGAAGGACACAGUUUAUUAUGCAGAAUGAUUGGAGCGAGGUUGUAUGAGUUUAAUUCAUGCAGGAAAUGAAUUCAGAAGCAGCAGAAAGAGCAAAGCAGACAUGGAAAACAAAAUGCACAUGGAGGCACAAAAAAUAUAACAGUUUAAAAAGAAUUCUGCAUACGUAAUAUUAAAUAUUGCUUAAAAAAUACAAAAGAUGAGCAUAAAUUGAUGUCCUUUUAUAUUGUUUUUUGAGGCUGACUUGACUGUUUAUUUUACUGGCUGGAAAUACCUCAUUCAAUCAUUUUCCCCUAAAGCCCUUUCCUGAAAAACAUCUUCAAUUUAGCUUUUGUCCAAGCAAAAAGGAUGCAGUUGUGAACUGAUUAUCAACAACAGUUAAAUUGGUCACUAUUUUGUGACUCUACAGAAUUUACAAAGCAUUUGUUGCUUGUUCAAAUUAAAAUUAUGUUGUUUUUUUUUCUACAAGAUUCAAACCUGCUGCUCACAGACUGCAACACAAACCAAGUAUACAGGAGUCACCAAAAUAAUUCUGUAAUAAUAAAGCCCUACAGGAGUACAUAAAUAUAACUUACAGUCCCAUAAUUAGUCAGAUCAUUUUAUCUCCAUGUAGAUUUCACUAAAUUGGAGAAAGUUAAUUUAUUUGAGUAAAAGCAAGCAGGGAUAGCUCAACAUAAACAGGUUCUAAGUCCUGCUGGGAAAUUAAUAGAGGAACAAAUGAAGAGGUCUAAAUGUUCUGGUGAACAGCUGCACUGACACUGGACUUGAUAAAGCUCAGUGGACCAGCUGAGCAGAUGAAAUGUCACCCCACAUGGCCAGGGAAACGCCACACUGGACUCCAAAUUGGAUUCAAAUAAAGUGAAAAUUUAAUUCAAAAAGAGUAGCAGUCUAGUCCUUCCUGGACUUUGCUUCACAAUCGAUUUAUGCUGCAAUCUUCCUGUUGCUUGUGCACUUAUUUUCUACUACACUUCUUCCUUCUAAUAAACCUUCUGCUAAUUAUGCAAAGUAAAUUUCCACAAAGUAAAUCUGUGCAACGAAUGCUGCAGACAAAAUUCUAAUCUGUUGAGAUGCACACCAAAAACAUCAAAGUACAAAACCUGGAGCUAAGACACUGUUGAGGAAAUAGAAUCCGUUCCCUUCCUCAUGUUUGGAUUCGUGAACUCCAGUAAAACCUCCAGAAGAAAUUAAGUCCAGCCUGAGCAGAGUUAGUGAUAAACGCACAGCUUGUUUGAAAACGGAGGCUGGAGUAUUAUUGUCUCCAUGAAUGGAUGAAUCAUAUCUGCUCCUUCAGAACACAGCCAACCGCUUUCGACCUAGCUAUGUUUCUGAGAGUACCAAGCACAUCCAGCUGGCCACUCAAAGCUUUUUCAGUUUUCCUCUGUAGGCUUUCAGGCUUUAUACAUUCAGAGGAUCUCUGCACAGAAAAUGUAUUCCUGAAACAUAAAAGCUCAGAUGUUUGUAAAGUAAAGAAAGUAAAGCCUCUGUACUGUUAUAUUACAGCCUCAUAUUAAGAAGGCCAUGGCCAGUGGUUUGAAAUCUGUCUGUCCUAGCAACAAAUCAAAUAUAAUACUCCAACCACAGCUGUGGUGCUAAUGCAACACUUAAAUCAUUCCUGUACUGUAGUUUGUAUAAUCAGAAUAUUAUAAUAAUAUUACAGAAGCAGUUUGGUACUGAUAAUAAAAGAUUCAAUUUCCGUUUGUAUUGUUAGUCAUAUUCAAUCAAGUUCCAGUCAAAUACAGAGAAACUGCAGAAAAAAGCUUUACUCUUUAAUUGGAAUCUAGAAUGAAUCAAAUUUGUUUUAAAAACAAAAGUAUAAAAUUUUGAUGCUGUACAAAAUAUUUUUCUGCCUUCAGAUAAAAAAGCCUCAAUAGCAACACUUAAAAGUCUCAAUCUUUCAAAAUGUGCAGAUACACAAAACAAACUACAUGUCAUCGCUUGAGAUAAAACUGGAAACAUAUGAUUUAUGUAAAAGAAACUAAAAUAUUUUAUGUUAGUUGAAGUGGAGUUUAACCCUGUCAUACAUAACAUGAUGUAUAUUAAAUGCAUUCGUUUACAGAUUUUAAAAUCUAAUGCAAGUAAUUCCUGCAAUAAAAUUAAUCACAUUUACCUUUAGCAGAAAGUAAAAAAAAUAUAUAUAUAUAAAUGUUCCCAAAAUAAGUUUUAAAUAUGCGCAUCAGUUUUAUCUCUUGUCGGUUUUGGAGACAAAAAGUCCUUUUGUGCCCUGUUAGAACUGGCUUAAGUAAAUUUUCUUGUCCUGUUUUAGUAUGUUUGAUGGAGAAAAAAAAAAAGCUCUUCUAUGUCAAACAGUUGGUACAUUUUAAAGUUUCACAUUUCCUCAAGCUUCUAACAUUAAGAGUGGACCAGACGGACCGUCCACAUGGAGAUAUGACAAUUCUACACUGCUGCUGACUUUAACUCAACUUUAAUUUGAUGCUCGACUUAGGUUUAUGCUCUAACUGAGGAAAAGUUGCUCAGUGCCUUCCAAAAGUAUUCUUACCCCUUGUAGUUCCUCACAUUUUGUCUCCUGUCAGUCAAAUCCACAAACUACAGCAUAAUUUAUUGAGAUUUUAAGUGAAGUGGUAAAUAGGUGCCAACUAAAAAGUAAAGGACGAAUACAUUGAUGUGGUGGGAAUUUGUAUCCACUCCCAUUUAAUCAGAAACCCAUAAAUGAAAUGCAAUGCAACCAGUUUGCUUGAGUGUGUAGUUUAAUGUAGGUACAAAUCCAAAUGUUGUGUGAAGAUUUUAAAGGUUAUUGAAAAAGAUUACUGGACCAGCAGCAUCAUGAAGAUCACAGAACACAGUAGAGCGGUCAGAGUUGGGUUGGAAAACAAGAUCCCAAACUUUGAGCAUUCCACAGGGCUCUCUUCAAUCCAUCAUCUGAAAAUGGAAAAAAGUAUUGUACAACUUCAAACCUACCAAUAUUCAGCCUUUCACCUAAACUGAGGAGGGCAUUAGUCAAGUUUGACCUUUGAGGGAAAAGGGCAAAAAGAAAGUCAUUAUCGGCAAAAGUAGUCUGAUUUGCAGGUUGCUUCAAACUCAGAAAAUACGUAGAAGAAGGUGCUUUGGUCACUUUCUAUUAAACCUGCAAUCCUGAAUAAGCAACCAGAGCUACAACUGAAUUGCUUACAUCUAAUAAUAUACACGUGUCAGAGAAGCGGAGUUAAAUCUCAGCCCUAAAUCUCAUUGAAAAUUUCAAAAUGUAUGUUCAGACACUAUUCAGUCUGAAAUAUUUUGUAAAGAAGAAAAACUAGAUGUCCAAAGCUGCUAUAGACAGACUCAGAGUGCUUAUUUACAUUCCUAUUCUCACUAAUGUGCAGCUUUCUGUUGGUCCUUUACAUAAAAUCCCAAUGAACCACAUUAAAGUUUGUUGUAACGUCACAAAAUGUGAAGAAUUCCAGGGAAUUUGUUUGUAAGCCUCGGUAAAUCAGCCAGGUUCACCCAACGACUUUAUGCCAGGUUGUUUUCCUGCAUCAUUUCUGUUGCUCCAAGCGUCUCCAAUAUUAGUCUCCCUGAACGUAACUUGUUUUCCUCUCGGUUCGCUGAACAUUUGGAUGGACAAACUGUCUGCAGACUCCCGGAUGUCUGAUGGGAGAGAACCUGUCUGUCCAGCUCAUUUUUCCGAGCCGUUCAUCAGCAGUGGCAGCAGAGUGGAGUAGGGGACGGCCGGCCUUUUGUUGUUUUUAUUCCACUUGGUUGAUGAAUUUGGCUCGGAGAGAAGCUGUGGAGUCUCCUGCUGCUGCUUCUGCUUCCGGGCGGUUUGAAGAGUCAAAAACUCAAACGUUUUUGACUCUUAUUCAGAGCUGUGGGCUCCUCGCAUUCCUCCUCCUACACUCCCAUUCUCAUGUCUCUUGCCCUUAUUUCUUCUUCUAUUCAUCUCUUCUUUCUUAAAUUCCUCAGUCUCUUAUUUCAUUCUUCCUCUCUCUCUUUUUCCUUCCUCUACAUUUACUCUUCAUGUCCUUUAUUCUUUUUUACUUUCUCUUCUUUCCUAACAUCAUCCUUUCAAUCUCUUGUCCUUUCCUACUCAGCCUUAAUUUUCUUGCAUCCUGCCUUUUGUUCCUGUCCUCUUUCCUCUUCCUCCUCUUCUGCUGCGUCACUCGGAGGAGGAAGGGAAACAGAAUAAGGACAGAUUUUUCUGUCCUGCAGCUCUGACAGCAGCUCUGCUUCAGCUCAGCGACAGCCACGCACACGAGGACCGUCACGCCGAUGCACCAAAACCUGACGUUCCCAUCGGCCAAUCAGAUUGAAUCGCAGAGCAGGGUAGUGCAGAGAUGAAGGGUUUAAGAGAUUUAACAAAAACUUGAUGUGUCUGUUAGUAAAUUUUGAUUUUUAUGUUUUCUCCCCUUUCACUGCUUCAUGUCUCCAUUAAAUUUUUCCCUUUUUUGCUCUGAAACUUCCCCUCCUCCCUCUGCUUGCUUUUUGGGGCAGUCCUGAGCUUCUGCUGCUCACUGAUCCGGCCGAUCAUCAUCAUUUCUGCCGACGUUUCCCUUCACUGCUUUUUUCUGACAUCUUUUUUUAGUCCGUCAGCCAGCCUUUUUUUUUUUUACCUCUCCUCUUCGUCACUUGCUUUGCCUUUUGUCAUCCUGUCUGCUUCUCAGGUCUCUCAGGUCUCAUCUGGACUAAUUACGUGAGGACUGAGUACUCGGAUCAUUCCACUUUUGGACCUCUAAAUCCUAAUUCACACCUCAAAGGUGACUGUUGGUUAAAAUGUCACAGUUUGGAGGCAAACAGGAGCUCCUGUUGUCUGCUGAGAAAUUAAUGUGACUAUGCCAAUUCAUGUGUAAAAUUUGGAAAGUGACUGCAGCAGUUCUGGACCUGCAACAUGAAGCAGUUUAACACAUCUAAUGUGUAAAUCCAUCUACCACCAUAACUAACAACCUAACACCAGAUCUAUGUCCCAGUUUUAUGCUUAAUUGAGGACUGGCAGAUUCUGUAUAUGUAAUAAAAUUAGUUUUUUAGUUUUAUUCAGUGAAUUCUGCAACAAACACACAAGUAAAAGCUGCAUGAGUGUUUCACUUUAUGUUACAGGUGGAUUUCAGUAAAUAAGAAUAUAAUUGAAAAGUACACGCAUUUCAGUCAUUCACUUCAAGAAAUCAAUAGAAAUAAACUGGAAACAUAAAACUGAUAAAUUUCUGUUGUUUGAGAUGAAUGUUUUGAAUUAAAUGACUAAAAAAUAACUUUGUCUUGAUCUUCUAAUUUACUGAAAUUUACCUGCAUUUUGCCAAAUCUUGCAUUAUUAAGAUAUGAAAGUAUUAACUGGAUUUGUCAAACAUAAAAGUAUUUAAAUUUAUCUAUUGCUUCACCUCUGGCAAUUCAUUAAGCUGCUUUAAAACGGUCCAGAGCAGCAAUGUUGAAUAAUAACCACAAUGGGUUGAACUUGCUUGAAUUUCAUUUUCUGGCAGCUACACAUAAGCGGAUGUUUUAAUAUGAAAGGAAGCCAAUGAUAAAUGAAUAGACAGGUGACAUUAAUGAGUAAAUAUUACCUCUCAGAAGAUCUAUGUCCAAGUUUAGUUCAGAGUAAAACUGGAUAACCAUUUAGAAACCGAGCUGAAUUCAGAGCUAGUUCAUAUUGGGCCUGAUCACUUUCUUUGCUACCUGAAUUCAGUUGUCUUAUUUAGGUUUAGUCCUCUUGAGCAUAUUUUGGUCAGGUAAAGUGCAUUUUAUUAUGGCCAAAUUAAAGCUUCUCAGAUAUUUUUGUAGACAUACAGUACUUCUACUUUACUCAUUAGGCCUGUUAGGCCACUUCAAUUAUACCCAUAAUUUAUUCAAUUCAGUUUAAUGCCGUUGAAAAGUAUUUGCAUCUUUGACUGUUUCUUCGCUUUUUGUCACACACAAAUGUUUCAGAUAAUGAAACUAAAUUUAAUAUGACAGACAACCUGAUUUUUUUAAAUUUAAUAAACUGAUUGAUAAGGAGAAAACGUUCAAGCCAACCUGGCCCAAGGUGAUAGGAUAUUUGCCACCUAAACCUGAUAGAUGAUCCGGUCACAGUUGGUGGCAACAAUAAUAACCACCAGUGAGAAUUGUGGUGCACUUUUCUUUGUACAAUUGAUUUAAUUACACUACAUUAGAGGGUUUGCAAGUUUUGACAGCAUAUUUAAGUUUUUGAGAAAGCAUUUUUAUUUAUAUUUAAAUUUAGCCUUAAAUCUAAGAGUUUGCUUACAUUUCUUUCCGUUUGUUUGAGCCAUUGAGAAGUGGACUUGCUGGAGUGAUUUUGAUCAUUGUCUUGCAUAACUCAAGAGCUUAGAGUCAAAAGUUUGUGGAUGGACAUUUUUUUGUAGAUCAGAAUUAAUGUUUUGAUUGAUUACUGAAGCCUGUCCAGUUCUGAUACCAUUAUCACUUCCACCACCAUGUGGGACUGUCGGUAUAAUAAUCACACUUUCCAUUUAAUCCCUCUUAUGUCUCGUCAGUCCACAGAAUCUUUACUCAGAAGUGUUGAGGAUCAUAAACAUGAAUUUUUGGAAAUGUGAGAGAGACCAUUUGUGGUAUUUAUUGGUUAGGAUGGAUUUUCUCCUUUGAAAUCUCCCAUGGAUGCCUUUUUUUUCUUAUUGUUCAGUCAUGAACACUGACCUUACCUGAGGCAAGUAAGGGCUUCAGAUGUUGUUCUGGGUUAUUUUGUGAUGUCCUUGAUGAAUCGAUGCACACCGACCACUCUCGGGAAAGAUCUCCCCAUUUCUAUUCUUUCUCCACUUGUGGAUAAUGGCUCUCUGCAGUCCAAAAGAGCUUUAGAAGUGGAAAUAUGCAGCCUUGUCCAAACUGAUAGAUGUCAGAUUUUGUUACUCAUCUUUUCAAGGCUGUUUUCUUUUUAAGAUCUUUAAGCCUACUUGAUGUCAGAUGGGUUCUAAGCAUUUCUGUCCUGGUCUGGUAGUAAUCAGGCCUGGGUGUGACUGGUGAAAUUGAAUGAAAAAUGUGAGCAAUCCCAAUUAAUUUACAGUUCAGCAAAAUAAGGAAUUAUAAUUUCAUACAGGUUGGUGUUGACAGUGUUUUUCUCUUUAACAAGAUAUAAUUAAGCUUCUUUGUAAUUAGACUAUAUCUGUCUGACUUUUUAAAAAAUUCUAGAAUUAAAGUGUUAAAAACAAAGUAAACAAAAAUAAAUAUUAAGUCAAAAAGCACUUCAAAGCACAGGCCCUUCAGAAGAUGAAGGAAUCCUCUACAUUUACAGAAAUAAAUUUGAGCUUGCUUGCUAUAACACUCUCCAGUUGCAAAAUUUGAAGGGGCCUGCACGUUUAUUCAGUCAUACUUCUGCAGCUCCACAGACACCUUAGUUUGAACACUUAAGACAUGUGCCUUCACUUUGCAAUUUUAUUUACAGUUAGCAUUCCCCUGAAAUAAGAACAGGUGAAAUAUCCUGCCUACAUGAUGUUCAAAGCAGACCAGAUCAUGCCCAGUAGAGCAAACAGUUAACAUUUCUAAAUGAAACUGUUUGUCUAAAAGUCCUCAGUUUAUAGCAGCUGUUCACUCCCCUAUGUCAUCAGACAGCACCACUCAAAAGUUAGUUAAUUAAAAAGCAUUAGGUUUAAAAUUCAUGGACAUUCAUGCUUAUACAUGAUAUUAAGGGUGAAACUGGGACACAGGCAUGUUAACAUAAAAAUUUAAGUUUUCUUGUAAUUUGGACUGAAACAGAAACAAGACAUGUUGAGCUAAAAGGCUUUUGGAUUAAAAUGAGACCAAACCAGUGUUUCUGAAAGGAUUGGUGUUUAUACGCGAGGGAAACUACAUUAAGAGUUUAUAGUUGACUUGUUUAUGAAAUGUAGGAACAGAUUAGCUAAUCCAGAUUUAGAAAAGUUUAAAUCUGACCGGAAACACUUCAGAUGUAUGUAUAUUAGUAUAAAACCAUUUAGUUUUUGUUUUAGAGAGAACAUGUAAAAAAGAACAAAAAAAUGUCAUCUAUGUUUUAUAUAAUCAAGCUUUUUUUGUAUUUUUAUACUUGAAGAGGAUUCAUAAGCAUGGAACACAUUUAUUCUGUAAAUUCUUUAUUUUUCUGCGUUAAAGAUUUUAUUUUUUCUGCGAACCAUGAAACAAACCAUAAUCACACGUUGCCGUAGAGACCUGAAAACACUCCUAAUACAAACUGUAAAAUAGUGCCACCACAUUUAUUAAAAAAAAAGCACAUGAAACAAUCCCGUCACUGAUGAGACAUCCCGUUUGUAGCCGUUUUAUUCUAUUCUAACCAACAGUGUGUCGGAUUAUACAGAUUCAACUGUUUAUCGAUGGUUUCUUGAUGAGCGUGUGAUUGUUCAACCAUUUGUGGAUGUUCAGAUCAUGUAUAUAAACCCAAAUAAUAUAUUACAAAUUGAUUUUAUGUGAUUUUUUUUAUAUAUAUAAAGGGGGGAAAAUACUCCAAAAUGGCAUGCAUACUGUAAACAUUCCUGGAAAAUCUGCACGCCGGCUGAACUGACGUCUCAUUUUAAUUCUGUGUAUACCUGUGAGUGUACCAUAGAGUAAAGAAAACUGUACAGCGACAUAUAGAUUUUUGUAUUCUGUCAAAAGCCCUACUGUCAGAAUAAAUAAGAAAAAAGAAAUCAACUAUCACACUUGUGAAGAAAGAUAUCUAAAAGAUAUUUAUCAACUAAAUGCUGUUCCUUCAGUUUGAAAGUGAUGCUUGCUGUGUGGGGUAAGUGUUGUUUGUGAACUGUGAAGAAGAAUGAUAAACUACUACAAAGUCAGUAUACUGUAAGUACAAACCAACUAAUCUGUGCAGAACAAAGCACAAAUCUGUCAAUGGAAAAGAAAAAGAACAAAAAACAAAAAAACGUUGCUGCUUCAUGUGAGAAAAUCCAACAAACAGGUUGCUGCUUUUUGUACGUUCCUGUUGUGUUUUUGUGACAAUAAAGGUGACCCUCUGAUACACAA